Molecule: messenger RNA, 6783 nt
Organism: Chelonia mydas (Green sea turtle)
Lineage: Eukaryota; Metazoa; Chordata; Testudines; Cheloniidae
Gene: TPM1
Product: tropomyosin 1
Exons: 10
Coding region: 134-988 (284 amino acids)
Biological process (GO): cardiac muscle contraction; actin filament organization
Cellular component (GO): actin filament
Molecular function (GO): actin filament binding
Source: RefSeq, a predicted model, not a curated record
CCGGCCGGCGCUCGCACUGCAGCCCGGCGCUCAGCCCCAGCACAGACCCGCCUCCCGCAGCCCGCCCGCCCGCCCCGUCCCUUCCUCCGCCUGGGUCCUGCCUGUGUGUGUGGACUCCUAGCCCGCCGCCACCAUGGAGGCCAUCAAGAAGAAGAUGCAGAUGCUGAAGCUCGACAAGGAGAACGCCCUGGACCGAGCCGAGCAAGCCGAAGCGGAUAAGAAGGCGGCGGAGGACAGGAGCAAGCAGCUGGAGGACGAGUUGGUGGCUCUGCAAAAGAAGCUGAAGGGCACUGAGGAUGAGCUGGACAAAUACUCCGAGUCCCUGAAAGAUGCCCAGGAAAAGCUGGAAGUGGCUGAGAAAAAGGCCGCAGACGCUGAGAGCGAUGUAGCUUCUCUGAACAGACGUAUCCAGCUGGUUGAGGAAGAGUUGGAUCGUGCUCAGGAGCGUUUGGCAACUGCUCUGCAGAAGCUGGAGGAGGCUGAGAAGGCAGCAGAUGAGAGUGAAAGAGGAAUGAAGGUCAUAGAGAACAGAGCCCAGAAGGAUGAGGAGAAAAUGGAAAUCCAGGAGAUCCAGCUUAAAGAGGCCAAGCACAUUGCUGAGGAGGCUGACCGCAAGUAUGAAGAGGUGGCUCGUAAGCUGGUGAUCAUUGAGAGCGAUCUGGAGCGUGCUGAGGAACGUGCUGAACUCUCAGAAGGCAAAUGUGCUGAGCUUGAAGAGGAGUUGAAAACUGUGACCAACAACCUGAAGUCGCUGGAGGCUCAGGCUGAGAAGUACUCACAAAAGGAAGACAAAUAUGAAGAGGAGAUUAAGAUCCUGACUGACAAACUGAAGGAGGCUGAGACCCGUGCUGAAUUUGCUGAGAGGUCAGUAACCAAGCUGGAGAAGAGCAUCGACGACUUAGAAGAUGAGUUAUAUUCUCAGAAACUGAAGUACAAAGCAAUCAGCGAGGAGCUGGACCACGCUCUCAAUGAUAUGACUUCCAUAUAAAUUUCUUUGCUUCACCUCUCCAAAGAUAUCUUCAUCAAGCUGGAUAAACCACCUUUCCAAGCUCUUGGAUGUUUCAUGGAUUCAUUGUCCUGUCCUCCAGCUUAUUCUUUCCUUUUAGCAUCCUGGCUCAGGACAUUGCUCUCUUCAUGCCUUCUAUUGUACAGAAACUCUACUUCUUUCAAUGUAAAAUAAACAUCCCACUGUGUAAGAUGUAUCCCUUUUGCUAUUCCUUUGCCUUUUAUUUAUUUACAUGAUCAUUUCAACUAUUAAUCAUAUUAAAAAUCUGCCUUUUUUGCCAUUAAGGAAUUAUUUUUGAUUUUUUCUUUGUUUUUCUGCUGCCCUUUCCUCCCCCUUCUGACUGACCCCAGCAAACAUCUUGCCAAAAUAUCAACAAUGCAGAAUUUCAAAAUGAAAAAUACAGUCUAUGGCAUGAUAAUGCUACUCUUGGCUAUCUUAAAUUGGUCGCUUUUGGAACGCGAUCCUCUUUUUCUCUCAAAUUAAAAUUCAGAUGAAAAGACUUUUUCCUUAGAGUUUAGUGGUUUUUUAGAGUCUUAUUGUUGGGCCAAAAUCUGCAAGGACACAGCUCCCUCUGGGGUCAUUCGGUCGUGGGAACAUAGCUGAGAGUCCAGUUUGGCCUUUAAGCGUUUGACAGUUGUGUUUUUCUAGAGUCCAAAAUUUCCUACUAGCUUGAAGUCUUGAUGUGGAAGACUUCCUGCAUUAUAUAAGUUUGUUGUUUAACGUCUAGUAAAAGAACUUUUAAAGGGGUAGCAUGAGGUGAAAAAUCCUAUGGUUUUUUUUUUUUUCUUUUCAAAAUAAGAUAACCAAAUGUCCCUAUCUGUGUUCAUUAACAACAUGGGUUAUAGAAUUUUAAAAAUUGAUUGAUCUAUCACCAUAGAUAGGUACUGUUAGUUUGCUUUUUACAUUUCACUGGGGAGAUGAAAUUCAAUAGUUUCACUUUCAUUCUUAGUCAGUUUCACAGACUGUGCUAGCACAAAGCUGCAAGUUCAAGUUGCAGAAACUUCAGGGGAAUGUUUUAAAUCUGAACCAAAAAAAAUUGUAUCAUUGUCAUGUAUAAUUAAAAUCUUUCCAUUGAUCUCAGGUUUUGUAAAAUUUUGUCUGACAAAACCAAAAUGAUGGGUUCAGAUUGACCUGACAGUGUUCCUUUUAAAUACAAACCACUAAAUACUGAGGUUUCUUGCUCUCCUACUGUAAUGUACAACUAAGCCUUAAUGCUGCUUCAGGAGGACUUAUGUUCAUUGUAACUAUUUUAACUUCAUUUCCUUCACAAUGGAAAAAGUCCUUUUUUUAAUAGCUUUACAUUAAAGUGAAUAUCAAUUGAAACUGAACUGACUACUAAUUAUUGCUUUCAUUUGAUUUUGUUGCUAAAGUUCUAAUGCUCAAAACGUUUAUAAGCUCUGGCCUUGAGCUUGAAUUUGAGGGUGGUCCAUUUUAAAGUUGUAGAACAGUAACUUUUUAAUUUGGCUAUGUCUCAUUCCAGUUUGAAAGGUACCAUCAAGUAACCUGAUGUAGAGCUUUUCCAUUUAUAUUUUUAAAACCUGCCAUUAGUUGCAAUUCUCCAUGAGGCUUGAAAAUACUUCCUUCAUCCCUCCCUGCUGUUUCUUCUCAUUUAGUAAUUGUUCUUUACUCCCUUCAUUUUUUGAAUACAGUUGGGAAUUACCUCUUCCCCUUUUCUUUAAUAACUUCGGCUCAUGUCAUCUUGUCAGCUCAGUAUAUUUGUUUGUUCACCCAUGUUACUGCUUAUUAGAAAAAGUUCUGGAACCAGCUGUGGAGGGAACACAAUGGGUUUAUUUAUUUAUUUAUUGUAACUUCAGUAGAGUCUAACCAGAUAGUUGCUGUGAUUGUGAAGACUGUCCAGAUUAUAAACACAUUUAUUUUUAAAUUUGACUAUGGCCUUGCCAAUGGUUUUUCUUUCUUUUCUUUUUCUAAUUUAAAUCCACUAGUUAUUAAGGUUAAAAGCCCCUAUUUGGCUUUUUCCCCUUUUAUGUAUACAUUUAAAAGUUAGUGAAUUAAGCACAAGAUCAGCAUUUCCAAGUGUGGCUAGUUAUUUUAAGACUAGUCUCAAUUUGGACACACAGAAAGAUUGGGAAUCCUUACUUCAAUGAUUUAUAUAACUUUAGGUUUGACUGACACAGGUAAACAUUCAGAUUUUAAUUCAAAUUGUAACACAGUAUUGUUUCUAUAACCACUAAAUGCAUUUUGGCAUUCAAAAUGGAAGCUUAGCUACAUCUAGGUUUGGAUACAGUUUCCAAGUGUAUGUUAAUAUAAAACAUUGAUGUGGGAAAAGAGAAGGUAAAAGAACGAAAUUGAGGCAGUCUGGUAGUGGUUUUCUGGUAUAUCCUCUGAUCUUACUCUCCUGGUCAGUGGAGCCUGGGUUCUCAGGAGUAGCAGUUGGUGUUUGCCUCUCAUUACACAAGUGCGUCCUACAAACUAAUUCAUGGCAAGGUCUUGCCAUCUUUGUGAGGUGCUGGCCACCUAUCUUCCAGGGGAAAAGUACUGCAGUUGCAGCUAUCAAGAAGGGUAAAAGAAGCAAAAUGGAUGGUUCCCCACAAUUGAAUAAGUUGUGGAGUAAGGAUGUUCAGAAAUCCGUGUAGACCUGUCUCAGAAUUCACAGCCAGGCUAUCAAGAAAAAUACACUAAAAAAUGAAAGGGAAACUGAAUGCAACUUCAUAGAAUAGUCCUUUCCAGAUUUAGUGUCUAAAUACUGUAGAGUUUUGUCCAGUCUUGAAAACGAACUCUGUUGACGGUCCUUUAGUAGCGUACAAGAAGCACAUUCAGCUGUGAAUUUGCAUGCUAUCAUUUCAUCUAUAACAUGAAAGGUGUCUUUUGUGAAAGCUAUCAAAGGGGCACUUGAGAGUUUUUUUAUUCCAGUUUAAAGACCUCAAAAUCUCCUUAUUUCAAUAGCUGAGAAAUACACGUUCUCUUCCUAAAGUACCAUUUCAACUACCAAAUUGCACGAUAAAGAGAACAUGCAGUGAAGCAUGUGGAUCUUGAGCAAAUUCCUGUUGAACUCAAUGGUGUAAAACUCCAAAUGGGAGACUCAGUGGAAAAGCUCCAGUGAUUUCAGUGUGACUCGGAUUGAGCCAAGAAAUAGUGUGCUGUUGACUAAGGCAUUUCUGCUGCAGUGAAGGCUGAUUAUACUAUUGCUUUUAGUUAGCUAGUAUUGAAUACAAUUCUGCCACCCCUUCUACAUCUGCAAGGAGUCCUGGCAUUCAUAAAACAAGUAAACCCUAUGUACAUUGCUCAUGUAUGUGAAUUCAAGCAAGGAAGUUUGUUUCACGUGGCUUCACUGAGAAUACUGUAGCAAUUGUCCCAUUUUUCUUCUUGUUUUCCUGACUCACAAGCCUACUCCACAAAAGGGGUCUUAGAGAAAUCCUGUAUAGAUUGUAAACUGUUUCUUGAGCUUUGGAGUAGGUAUUUAGUCAUCAGAGAGCUAGAAUAUAAAGGGAUCCCUAAGGUAAAGAUUUUCUCUCAAUGUGUAACUAGUUGCUGAACUGUCUGUGGUGUGACUAGUUUCUUUAUUAACUCUUGCUCUCCUGUUUCUCUUCUAAUCUUUGUUCAUUCUGCCUCUCUUUUUCUUCUAACCUGCUUGCUGACUGUACAGACCAACUCUACCAGCAACUUGAGCAAAACAGUCGCCUAACUAAUGAACUAAAGCUAGCAUUGAAUGAGGAUUAAACUUUAGUGUGAAUAAACUUAGUUGUGUCUAAACAUACUUACUCUGAAGUUCCUCAAGAAUGAAUGAGUCAAGGUAGAAAUAUGCAAGAAACCUAUAAAUUGAUUUCCAACAUAUUAUAACUGCUGUAAAUUAAUGGAUGAAAUUCUCAGUUCACUCUUGGGGAAAGAAGUGCAAGUGGAAGAAGUAACGCUUUUGAUAAGGCUCCCGUAGUAUCUUGGAGCAGCCACAAAUUCUUUCUUUGCCUGUGUAAUAGUGUCUUUCCACUUCAGUACCAGUUACAGUAGGUAGCUGAUGUUAUUUUAAAAACAAGCCCCCCUCUUUGUAGAGAGAUCAUAAUCCUUUUUAGCUGAUGUCACAAAUUGGAGUUUUAUUGAUAAAUAGAGGAAGAAAAAUAUUAACCAAGAUUCAGGUUUCAAAACCAAAAUAAAAUAUAUUCCCAGCUGUUUUGUAUCUGGAAUUUAAUGCUGCACUGUUUUGAAUUACAAUAAAAUUGGCUUGUAUUUGAAUAAAAGCAGUCCUGAAAUAGGAACCCCUUUUGGAAAUACCUGGUCAGUUUAGAGGUAUGCUUGCAUCAGAAUAAAGUCGGUUUUACUGGAUUCUGGUAGCAUGUAGCUCCAGAACAUUGUGCUCACAUACUAUGUCACGUAAGAGUGUUAAAUGACUGUUCUAUUAAAAAAAAAAAAGUGUGCAUGCAACAUAAAACUACUAACUGCCAAUAAAACUGUUGUUAUUUUAUUUAGCAGCUAAUAUAACUUGUUAAUUUCAGUUUUUGGUUCUUUUGUUCUCAUUCUCUGCAAGUUAUGAAUUAUAAUGUGACUUCAAAAGUGUGGCACUGCCUAGAAUACAGAUUAGCAAAGUCUGUCAUUUAUUAGCGUGUUCAUUAAAAAAAAAUUAAACCUCCCCAUUUCCACAGCACAUGGCUUCUGGAAUUUACAAAAAUCUAGUCUAUUUUUGGCAAUGUGUUGUUUUUAACAUACAUAGCUGCAGAACAGUUCAAAACUUGCAUCACUUGCAGUUCAUUUUGUUAGUUGGACCGUUCCCUUGCUGUCUUGGCUGGGAACAUUGGUAUUUAUGAGCAUGUACAUUUCUUAUCAUAAUAAACCCCUCCAUUAUAAGUGAUGAUUGCAUGCUUUCAUGUAAAGAAAAUUGAUGUGUCCAAAGAGCUGCUAUUCACAUUUUGAUUUUCUAAUCCCAUAACAGAGAAAGUGGCGCAUGCCAAAGAAGAAAACCUUAGUAUGCAUGAGAUGCUGGAUCAAACUUUACUGGAGUUAAACAACAUGUGAAAACCUCCUUAGCUGCAACCACAUAUAUAUUUCUUUGUUUUUACACCUGCUUGCCAUGAAACCCCUUAAACAUGUUUUUAUUUUAGUUUCACCACAGUCACAGGAACAUCUGCUAAAUACUAGGCAGGGGUCAGGGAAACACCAAAAUGGGCAAGCCAUAUGCAGGUUGAACUAUUAUGGUUUCAAUGUGCCAUUUCCCAAUAUAAUGUUGCCUACACUUUGUAGAGAGUUCAGCAACACCAGUAUGCUUAGUCUGUCCAGGCAUCUUUGAUGUGUCAGAAAGAAUACCACCUCAAGUGCCAGCUAUAUAACAAGACAGUUAAUGUUGGAGAGACAAAUCAGGUGUGGACUGGUGCUACUUUGAAUAAAAGGUACAGCUGUGGUCUUUUGUUUGAUAUUGUACAAAUCAGAAGUUAGUCCAUCAUGGUAAUUUAUUUUAUCUGCGUUUUAUUGAGCUGUGCUAAUUCAAUAAAACCAAGGAUUUGUAAACCACAUACAAUAUUUAAGACUUUUUGGUUUUUAACUUGUAUACCUGCAGCUCAUUACAAAUGUGUAGGUCAGCAUUUCAACUUGAGUAUCCAUUCCAUUGUAUUUUUCAUGUUGAAAUGAAAGAUUAAGUAAAUUCUGGAGAAAACAUACAUUUGGGAGAUUGUUUUAAAAUGUAUUUUAUUUGUGUGGAAUUGGGGGGAAUUUAUAAAUUGGUAUUUGCCUCACUUUAUUUUACACACAUACUGAGCAAUUUUAAAAGUAUACCUGUAUGUAAACGUUGUGUAAUGAUAUGAAAUAAAACGCACAUUUUAGGACAUUUUUUAAAA